GUUGGAGGAAGGCGCCCUGUCUCCUCCCCUCCUGCUCCCCUUGACCCCCCUUCUCUCUGCCACCUCCUUCUGUUGAUAGCCAUAUUCCCUCAUUUCUUCCUGCAGGGGGGACGGUACGGAGCGGAGAAGUGAGGCGCUGACUGAUUCUCCACGAGUUCACGUCCGCAGUCAGGAACACGACCCAAACAGCCAGAGGAAUGGAGCUCUGCUCUCUGCUGCGCUAGCUGCUCUCUAAUUGGCCGAGCUCUGACAUCCCCCGUCAUGGCUCACCUGUUCCUCGCCAGUAAGAUCACCAUGCCGGACGACCUCUACGCCAAAGGGGGCGGAAGGAUCCCGAGGAACGCCGUGAGGAUCCCGUCGUCCAUCUCGGCAGAGAGGCUGAGCCGGGAGAAGACCAGGAAGGACAGUGCUGUCGUCGUGACAACACGCAUCCCGCACGUCAACGAGGUCCAGCUGACGGCGGCGACCGGCGGCGCGGAGAUGUCCUGCUACCGCUGCGUGGUGCCGUUUGGCGUGUUUGUCCUCAUCGCCGGCGUCGUGGUGACGGCGGUGGCUUACACCUUCAACACCCACGGGUCCACCAUCUCCCUGCUUGGACUGGUGCUGCUUGCUGCAGGGCUGGGCCUGCUGGGAUCCAGCGCCAUCUGCUGGAGGCUCCGACUGAGGAAGAAGAAGGACAAACGAAGGGAGAGUCAAACCGCCCUUAUGGUCAGCCAGAGUUACUGCGUGCACUGAUCUCCUUGAAGUUUGGACAAUCAGACCUCGAGCUCUUCAUUUCAUGCAGCAGAUAUCUUUAACAGUUUAUAACUGAAUGUACCACACAGACGCCAUGCUGGGCCAUCAGGUUAACAGGCUGUAUAGCGCUCAUAACCCCUGUCCUUCAUGCUCAACGACUGAAGAAGCAAACGGUGCCUCGGCAGACACCUGACACGUUCUGUGAAGGCCAAAAACUAGUUCCCUGAAAGCUGAUGGAGGAAAUGAGACCAGUUGGUCUCUGAACCAGAACCUUUAUUGGAGCUAGCUAAUUUCACAUGACCAAGUAGCUUAGAAUGUCGUUCAUUAAAAAAAACACACAAAAAAACUAAAGAUUUCUUGAAACUUGUAAAGCAAGAUGACAAAACCACAAAAUGAGUUUUAAAAAAAGUAAAUCAUUGACCAGUCAACGAGACGUCAGUCUUGUUAAAACAAACAUGACAAGAGAUCGGUAUGAUCUGGCUUGGGGUGUACAGUUUAUGCAUAUUAUACGUUGAUAAUAACGUAUAAUUACGUUAUUAAUUAUACGGUUGGAAUGGUACUCUACAAUAUGGAUGUUGAGCAGCUUUUUGUUUCUCUUUGAAUUGGGCUCAUUUGUGACCUCUGUUCAUUCCUCUGAGGUUGGAAAUGUAUCAUUUAAACCGGGAGUAAAUUCAGAGAAGUUUCUGAAGACGUUUCCUCUCUGCUGUGGAGAUUUGCUUCACAGAACCGACAACACAGUUCGUUAAUGCCACUUUGAGAUAAAAGUGAUCUUACUGAAUCAUGUAGCAUUUCUUCUGACGGUGAACGGAAAUAGGCGCUGCUGGUCUUGUUUUGUUUUCCUGGAAGAUUCUAAGGGGUAAUAGUUGAUACAGCAGCUUUGUGCUGCUGUUGGUGAAAUGUAAACUAGAACUGAAGAUGCAGGUAAUUUAUUUUUAUUUUUUUUUGCCAUAAAAGGAGGUGCAGGUGUGCAGUGUUUUACUUUAUGACUGAAUACCUGAGUGUUGAGGUCACAGCUGGGCCCAAUUUCUUGCAUGCAUGCCUGUUUGUAUGACACGUGCAUUAAAUUAUGUCACACAGAUACUCCUCCGUUAUAGCUCGAUUUUAUUUAUUCUAGUGACUGGAACUAUAACUAUUAAAACGAAGAUCUGGUGCCAAAACAAA
This is a messenger RNA of Xiphophorus hellerii (green swordtail), 1896 nucleotides long. Its product is annotated as transmembrane protein 100-like. The coding region runs from base 262 to 735 and encodes 157 amino acids. Lineage: Eukaryota; Metazoa; Chordata; Actinopteri; Cyprinodontiformes; Poeciliidae. Gene Ontology annotation, cellular component: plasma membrane. The transcript is spliced from 2 exons. The record is from RefSeq and is a predicted model, not a curated record. Gene Ontology annotation, biological process: cellular response to BMP stimulus.